Molecule: messenger RNA, 9115 nt
Organism: Melospiza georgiana
Lineage: Eukaryota; Metazoa; Chordata; Aves; Passeriformes; Passerellidae
Gene: SHANK2
Product: SH3 and multiple ankyrin repeat domains 2
Exons: 25
Coding region: 1-5505 (1834 amino acids)
Cellular component (GO): postsynaptic membrane; dendritic spine; postsynaptic density
Molecular function (GO): ionotropic glutamate receptor binding; synaptic receptor adaptor activity
Source: RefSeq, a predicted model, not a curated record
AUGCCUCGUAGCCCUACAUCAAGUGAAGAUGAAAUGGCACAAAGCUUCUCUGACUAUUCUGUUGAGUCUGAAUCAGACAGCUCCAAAGAAGAAACUAUUUAUGACACAAUUAGAGCAACUGCAGAAAAGCCAAGCAGCAGAAUGGAAGACAGUCAGAGCAACACUUUAGUGAUUCGAAUUAUCAUACCUGACUUGCAGCAAACGAAAUGCAUUCGGUUUAACCCGGAAGCUUCAGUGUGGGUUGCAAAGCAGCGGAUUUUGUGCACUUUGAACCAGAGUUUGAAAGAUGUCCUGAAUUAUGGACUGUUCCAGCCUGCAAGCAAUGGGAGAGAUGGGAAGUUUUUGGAUGAGGAAAGACUUCUGAGGGAAUACCCACAGCCAGUCAAUAAAGGAGUUCCUUCACUCGAGUUUCGCUACAAGAAAAGAGUGUACAGACAGUUCAACCUUGAUGAAAAGCAGCUGGCCAAGCUUCACACCAAGGCCAAUUUGAAAAAGUUUAUGGAUCAUGUCCACCAUCUCUCUGUGGAAAAAAUGACCAAGAUGUUGGACCGAGGACUGGACCCAAACUAUCAUGACUUAGAAAGUGGAGAAACACCCCUAACUUUGGCAGCUCAGCUUGACAACACAGUAGAAGUGAUAAAAGCCCUGAAAAAUGGAGGAGCACAUUUAGACUUCAGAGCCAAAGAUGGAAUGACAGCCCUGCACAAAGCAGCCAGAGCCAAGAACCAAGUAGCCCUCAAGACCCUUUUAGAGCUGGGAGCAUCUCCCAACUACAAGGACAGCUGUGGCCUGACCCCGCUGUACCACACAGCCGUGGUGGGAGGGGACCCUUUCUGCUGUGAGCUCUUGCUCCAUGAACAUGCUACAGUCAGCUGCAAGGAUGAAAAUGGAUGGCAGGAAAUUCAUCAGGCUUGCAGGUACGGCCACGUCCAACACCUGGAGCACCUCCUGUUCUACGGCGCUGACAUGUGCGCGCAGAAUGCCUCGGGGAACACGGCCCUGCACAUCUGUGCCCUCUACAACCAGGAGAGCUGUGCAAGGGUGCUGCUGUUCCGGGGAGCCAACAAGGAGAUCAAGAAUUACAACAGCCAGUCUCCAUUUCAGGUGGCUAUAAUAGCGGGAAAUUUUGAGCUUGCUGAAUACAUCAAGAAUCACAGGGAAGCUGAUAUUGUGCCCUUUAGGGAGGCUCCCACCUACUCCAACAGGAGGAGGAGGCCUCCCAGCACCUUGGCAGCCCCCCGGAUCCUGCUCCGCUCCAACAGCGACAACAACCUGAACAUCAACAACCUCCCCGAGUGGUCAGCCUCCUCCUCUGCCUCUUCACACCGCAGCCUUUCCCCUCACCUGCUCCAACAGAUGCAGAAUAAUCCCAAUGGAACUGUAAAAACUGUGGGGAGUUACACUCCGUCCUCCCGGAGCCGCUCGCCGUCCCUCAACAGGCUGGGAGAGGAUGCCAAGAGGCAGCAAGUUGUCUGGCAUACUGCAAGUUUUUAUGCUUUGGGUGCCAACAAAGAUACUCUGUCUGCCUUGGAUUAUCAGGGUCCCAAAAGGAAGCUCUACAGUGCUGUCCCUGGGAGACUUUUUAUUGUUGUAAAGCCAUAUCAACCUCAAGGGGAAGGGGAAAUUCACCUGCACAAAGGAGAUAGAGUCAAAGUGCUGAGCAUCGGAGAAGGCGGAUUCUGGGAAGGCAGCACCCGGGGACAUAUUGGCUGGUUUCCUGCAGAGUGUGUGGAAGAAGUUCAGUGCAAACCAAAUGAAAGCAAACCAGAAACGCGAGCAGAUAGAACAAAGAAGCUGUUUAGACACUACACUGUUGGAUCCUAUGACAGCUUUGAUGCUUCAAGUGACUGCAUAAUAGAAGAAAAGGCAGUGGUCCUGCAGAAAAAAGACAAUGAAGGAUUUGGAUUUGUGCUCAGAGGGGCAAAAGCUGACACACCAAUUGAAGAAUUCACCCCAACUCCAGCCUUUCCUGCUUUGCAGUACUUGGAAUCUGUGGAUGAAGGGGGAGUAGCAUGGCAAGCUGGCCUGAGAACUGGAGACUUUUUGAUCGAGGUUAAUAAUGAGAAUGUAGUGAAAGUUGGCCACAGGCAGGUGGUGAACAUGAUUCGACAGGGGGGCAAUCACCUCGUGCUGAAGGUUGUCACAGUAACCAGGAAUCUUGAUCCCGAUGACACAGCAAGGAAGAAAGCCCCACCACCUCCUAAGCGAGCUCCAACCACUGCACUGACCCUGCGCUCUAAGUCCAUGACCUCAGAGCUUGAAGAGCUUGCUUCAGUACGGAAGAAGAAGGGUGAUAAGGUGGAUGAAAUAGUGCCAGUUUCCAAGCCAUCAAGAAUUGCAGACAAUGCAACUGUGGACUCCAGAGUGGCAACUAUAAAACAGCGGCCUUCUAGUAGAUGUUUUCCUUCAGAUAUGAAUUCCAUGUAUGAGAGACAGGGUAUUGCUGUGAUGACACCCACUGUCCCAGGGAGCCCUCAAGGUCCUUUUCUGGGUAUACCUCGGGGUACAAUGAGAAGACAAAAAUCUAUAGGAAUAACGGAGGAAGAGCGGCAGUUUCUGGCCCCUCCUAUGCUGAAGUUUACCAGAAGUCUUUCCAUGCCUGACACCUCUGAAGAUAUCCCACCGCCACCACAGUCCUUACCUCCCUCACCACCGCCACCUUCCCCCUCUCUGUACAACUCCCCCAAAUCCCUGACCUCCCGGAGCUACGGAACGAUCAAACCUCCAUUUAACCAGAAUUCAGGUGCAAAAAUCUCUUUGGUUCGGCCCGAGAGCGUGGGGACAAUGAUCAGGGACAAAGGGAUCUAUUACCGGCGGGAGCUGGACCGGUACUCCCUGGACUCGGAAGACCUGUACAACCGGAGUGCUGCAGCUCAGGCCAAUUUCAGGAGCAAGAGGGGCCAGAUGCCGGAAAACCCCUAUUCCGAGGUCGGGAAGAUUGCCAGCAAAGCUGUUUACGUGCCGGCCAAGCCAGCCAGGAGGAAGGGGAUGCUGGUGAAACAAUCCAACGUGGAGGACAGUCCAGAAAAGACCUGCUCUAUUCCAAUCCCAACCAUCAUCAUCAAAGAGCCAUCCACCAGCAGCAGCGGGAAAAGCAGCCAAGGGAGCAGCAUGGAGAUCGAUCCCCAGUCUUCGGAGCAGCCCGGACAGCUCCGGCCUGACGACAGCCUGGGAGUCAGCAGCCCGUUCGCAGCAGCCAUCGCAGGGGCCGUGAGGGACAGGGAAAAGAGGCUGGAGGCGAGGCGCAAUUCCCCGGCCUUCCUCUCCACAGACCUGGGAGACGAGGACGUUGGAUUGACCCCACCGACACCAAGGAUGAGGCAGUCCAAGUUCACCGAGGAGGCGAUGUUCAGCGGCGAGGAUGGUUUCAGACAGCUCAUGUCGCCAUCUCCGAUCCCCACCCCCAGGGAGCCCCCCGAAAACCUUUUUAACAGCAGCGAGCCCAGCAGCCAGAGCGACUCAAGGACAUUGAACGCUCCGUCCAAAACGAAAGGCACUGACAACAGCAUGGGGGCAGCCAAGCCCACGAGUGCUCCCAGCUCGGAUAGCUACGUCCACCCGGUCACAGGGAAGCUGUUGGAUCCAAACUCUCCACUUGCCCUCGCACUCUCUGCCAGGGACAGAGCCAUGAAAGAGCAGACACAGCAGAUUCCAGGCAAAGGGGACGCAGUCAAAACCGACCUUAACAAACCGCUUUACAUCGACACCAAGCUGAGACCCAACAUGGAAACGACUUUUCCUGUUACUGCCACUGUCACCAGGCAAAAUACCCGCGGCCUGUUGAGACGGCAGGAGACUGAGAACAAGUACGAGAUGGAUGCAGGGAAAGAAAAGAAAGCUGAGGAGAAGAAGAACAUGUUGAUAAACAUCGUGGAUACCUCGCAGCAAAAAUCAGCUGGCUUGUUGAUGGUGCACACAGUGGAUACGGCGAAGUCAGAUGAUAUGCCCGAGGAUGAGGAGGAAAAGGGAGCUGAGAUGGAGCCGAGCCCUGAGAACUCCCCGCCGGAGAGGCCGGAGGGCAGCGAGGAAGCGGAGAGCGAGCUGAGCGUUCCUGCCGCGCCCGAGGCCCCAGCUUCUCCAUGCAAAACCAUCGUGGCCGCCAGCUCUGUGGACGACCCUGUCAUCCUGCCUUUCCGCAUCCCCCCGCCGCCCCUGGCCUCGGUGGACAUCGACGAGGAGUUCCUGUUCACUGAGCCGCUGCCCCCUCCCUUGGAGUUUGCCAACAGCUUCGACAUCCCCGACGACCGCGCGGUGCCCGGCUCGGCGCUGACAGACCUGAUGGCGCAGAGGAAGAACGGCACCCCUUCGCCCAGCCAGCCAGCAAACUCCUUGGACGGCAAAAAGCAAGCGGGUCUGUCAAACUGUUUGCCUGCAUCCUUCCUGCCACCCCCCGACAGCUUCGACAACGUCGCCGACUCUGGCAUUGAGGAGGUCGACAGUCGGAGCAGCAGUGACCAUCACCUAGAGACAACCAGCACUAUCUCAACGGUGUCCAGCAUCUCUACCUUAUCCUCGGAAGGGGGGGAGAACGUGGAUACUUGUACAGUCUAUGCAGAUGGGCAAACAUUUCUGGUGGACAAACCCCCAGUACCUCCUAAGCCAAAAAUGAAGCCCAUAAUCAACAAAAGCAAUGCACUUUACAAGGACGCGCUGAUCGAGGAAACUGUAGACAGCUUUGUGAUCCCUCCUCCCGCUCCGCCCCCGCCUCCCAUCAGUGCCCAGCCCAACCUGGCGAAAGCUGUCCCCCAAAGGACAUCCAAGCUUUGGGGGGACGUGCCGGAGGUGAAAAGCCCGAUUCUCUCAGGCCCCAAGGCUAAUGUCAUUAGUGAAUUGAACUCAAUACUCCAGCAAAUGAACAGAGAGAAAUCCUCAAAGCCAGGGGAGGGAUUGGAGUCGCCAACUGGAACGAAAACUGCGAGUCUCAGUACAAGGAGCACGGAAGUCAUGAGUACUGUCUCAGGUACACGAAGUACAACAAUCACUUUCACUGUCCGACCCGGAGCCAGCCAGCCGAUCACACUGCAGAGCAGGUCCCCAGACUAUGACAGCAGGACCUCAGGAGCGAGGCACGCUCCCAGCCCUGUGGUUUCACCAACAGAGAUUAAUAAAGACAUCCUGCCUGCUCCUCUGACUGCUUCUGCUUCAGCCUCAUCUCCUUCUCCAACUCUGUCUGAUGUAUUUAGCCUACCCAGCCAGCCCCCUUCUGGGGACUUAUUUGGCUUGACCACAGGGCGCAGCAGGUCUCCUUCUCCCUCCAUAUUACAACAGCCAAUCUCAAAUAAGCCUUUUACAACUAAGCCUGUCCACCUGUGGACUAAACCAGAUGUGGCAGAUUGGUUGGAAAGUCUAAACUUAGGUGAACAUAAAGAAACAUUUAUGGACAAUGAAAUAGAUGGCACACAUUUACCAAAUCUACAGAAGGAAGAUCUGAUAGACCUUGGAGUGACUAGAGUUGGGCACAGAAUGAACAUAGAAAGAGCUUUGAAGCAGCUGCUGGACAGAUAAGAAUAGCUAUCUUGCCUCACAACCUUCUGUUGAUAACUAGAGAUGGGCUGGUACUGACAUACCCCAAAUGCCUUGUCUGUCUGCGAGUGCCAGCAAAAUUGGGGGGGAGGGGGAAAACAGAUGAAUUCCUGGUACUCAGGAGAUGUAGACUGUCUGCUACAUGCCCAAACACAAACCUAAAGAUGCUAAAGAAGUGGGGCCAUUUUAUUUCAAAGCUGUGGGGAGAUGUGAGAGAGAGACAAUUGUUAACUUUAAAACUCUUGAUACUGCCCUUGACCGGGAGCGUGGUGUGAUGAUUUUCUUUUAAAAUGGCAAACAUUUCAGGGUUUCUUUUAUUGACAGAAAAAGAAAAUGCAUUUUAUUUUAUUCUCUUCUUGACAUUCAGUCUCCAAGCAGGCUGCCUUCCCCAGCCCUUGGUUCAUUUUAAGAGGACAGGGUUGCUCCAUUACCACUCAAACCCAGUUUUAUCAGUAGCAGGGAUUUUGAGGUAGGCACAGGAGUUCAUAUUCCUCUUUUUUUACUGGCAUAGCUCCCUGAUCUGUUGGCAGUGAAGCUGGUUGUUCUGCUGGGGUCAGUCCAAUGGUAACCUUGCUCUGUUUUACCUAGUAUUUCUUUAUUUCUGCAGUGGUAUUUAGCACUCUUCCAAGGUGGCAGAACAAGUGCAGUGCACGCUCCAUUGACGUGGCCUGCAGGACGGUGCAGACGUUGAGUAAAGGCUGAGGAGGGACCACACUUAGAGGUACAGCAAAGUGAAGCUAGUUUGAACCUGAGACCUCCCCCCAGUUCUCAACCAGCUCAGCUGAUGCUGAGUCAAAAUAUGAACUCCACGAGCCAGGACAAACUUUGGGCACAGCUUUGGGACUUGACAGUGAGACACUGAGAGAGGCUGAGCCCUGGGAGGUGCUGCUUAAUUCAGUGAGUGGUAAGUGCCUGAGUAUUUUGAACAGCAGGCUGAGAAGGAAAGAGAAGAGAGAUGAAUGUUCCCAUUGAAGUCAGUGGGAAGUGUGCCAGGAUCUGAAGUGAGAGAGGGAUUUCAGCCUGUUAGGAUGGAAAUGCUUCAGAUCCUUGAGAGGAGGCAGAGAGGUGAUGCCAAGCUGGAAAGAGCUGCCGAGUGUCUCGGGGUGCGAGGGCUGGGGAGGGAUCCAGGCGCUCCUUUUGUCACUGCUGGCAGGAACUGGCUCUGGACAAGGACCCAGGGCCGGGCGCUGGCCCCCAGCCCAUUCCUUGGCACGAGAGGUGGGAGCACCCUGCCAGAAUCCGGGGCUGGGAGCGGGGCAGACAGAACUUUCCGGGAGACUUCUGUUAGCAGGGGAGAAACACCCAUGGCUGCUUUACACGGCUUUGUUUUUUUAAAAAAAUUAUUAUUAUUAUUUUUUUCAACUUUCAAGUUAACAAGUCUCUCUCUGCAUGUUUGAACUCCCCCUUGAAAUUAACACCUCUGAAUAUCUGUGAGUUUUGUAGGACUUUCUGGACAGAAUAUUCAAGAUGUUCAAGGUGGGUAAAUUGGGUGUGGAUGGCUAAACUGCCUCCCUACCAAACUUUCAGGUUCCCUUACAUUUUGCAAGGUACCUGAACUUUCUUUCCUUGAUAUGGUCCUUGAUAUGGUCCAGCCUAUCUCUAAUUUUUUUAUUAUUGUGAUUAUUUUUUGCUCACAAACAAGUGUCUAAUUAGGUCUGCAACAGCCCUAGUAUGAGUACAUAAAGUUUAGCAUUUUAAAUAUCUUUCUUUACUGCAAGUUUAAAUAGUUGUACAGAUAGUUUAUAAGCACAAUAUUUUAAGAAAAUAAGUGGCUGGUCUACUGGGCAGCCUUUGUGCCACUUCAGUGCUAGGAAGUUAAAAAGAGAAAAAAAAAAAACAAACAAAAAAAAAAAAAGAAAAAAAAACUUUUUGUGGUUUACUACUAUUUCUGUGGAAUAAUUAUAAAGUCUUGACCUUUUUAAAAUCAACCUCAUUUGGAUGCAUCUGAACCAGCAGAGCUGUGUUAUAUUUUCUAUCUUUGCUAGAACUUCUACAGAGGAGGAUGAAUAUUUCUUCAAAAGUGGUUACAGUUACCAACACAUUGGAAACUCAUAAAAAUCAACUUAUUUAAGCCUCCUGCCCCCUUUAUGGAACAACAAAUCUUUUGACUUAACAUCUGUUACUGCACUCUGUUUGUAUUUGGGGAGUUCCAAGGAACCUUGACAUUAAAACGAAGCACUGAGGCUGUUUUCCUGUCGAGGAGUGCUGAGUUUUUCCAUGGGAGGUGUAGAAAAUGGCAGUUCCACUCAGAUAGGUCGAUGCAGGCAACUUGAGGCCAUCACACACUUUAAGAAGUGAAAAAAAGAAAAAAAAAAAAAAAAGAAAAGGUAAUUUAGCCAUCUUUUGUCUUCCAUUUGGUGAUACAACAGAAUUCAGUAAAUAAACCACUGAUGCCAUGCUCUCUCUUAUUUUUUUUUUUAAUUUUUUUUUUGUUUGUUUCUUUGGGUACAGUUGCUAUUACCUCUAUAACAUGUGCCAGAAAUACGUUAGGAAAUAAAUACAGUAGUAAAAGAAAAAAAAAAAACAAAACCGUAGAAGUUGACUUUUAAAGCUGCUUUUUUUGGAUCACAACCUUCCUGUUGGUUGAACUUGCCCUGAGCAAGGCUGACACAGCCAGUGGCUCCCGGGUGGGACCGUCCCUUCCUCACACAGGUGUGGCUCCUGCUCGGGCAUCUCUUCAGGUACUCCAAGGGCAGGUGCGAAAACGAGCAGAUGAAAGAGCUGAAAGGGAAUAGUUUUAUUUUUCACCUUGUGUCCUGUGAAGCAAACAGGUAAGGAGACCUGAGGGGACCUCCUUGGAGCACCAGAAUGCGCCUCUGCCAAGUCGAGUUCGGUCUCCAGCUCUGAGGGGUGGUUUGAAACAAAAAAAAGAAAGCAAUAGUAACAGAUAACGCCGUGGCCUCCGAGUAUUUUCACCAGGGGGGAGGAGAGAAGACCCAUUUCUUUCAUGCUACUCUGAUAGUGAAAAACAAAGUCAUUAGAGAUCUAUGAUAUUCUGGGUUUUAGGAUCAACUUUUGUUUAUAUACUGUAAUUUAAAUAAAUUGCAUUUACAUGCCUAGUUUCUGUAAUAUUUGUGUAUACAAUACCAAAAUCUUACAAGAUGUAAAUUGUGUAUAACUGCACAGACUCCUUGCCCUAGGUGUCUGAGAACAUUUUAAGUUUAAUUCAUAUAUUAUAAAAUGACUAGAUGUGACUGUUGAUUUACAGAAUUUACAUAUCACAAAGAAGUUAAUUAUUUGUGGUACUUAAGUUAAUAAAAAAAUAGUGAUUUUUUUUUUCUUUUCCUCUCAGUUCUUAGAAAGCAUUACCCAGUUGAUCUGGCGAUGAUUAUGUGUAUGAGCCACAAAUAUUGAUAAUUUUUCCAUUACAUUUUUUCUUUUCUUUUCUAGAUACUAAUAUGUUUCUCGCUAUAGUUUGUGUAACAACUUGUGUUCACGUUAUCUAUGUUGCUGUAAUUUUUGUGCUUUAAUUCCUCUUAUUUCGACUGAUUAAAAAAAAAAAAUCAAGCUCCUGUAACUUGCACUUUUCCCCAAUCCUUAAUACUCUUGUAUGGCAACCAAAAUUACUGUAAGAAAUAAAUAUAAUAUUGCA